Molecule: messenger RNA, 2083 nt
Organism: Toxotes jaculatrix (banded archerfish)
Lineage: Eukaryota; Metazoa; Chordata; Actinopteri; Toxotidae
Gene: rnf121
Product: ring finger protein 121
Exons: 9
Coding region: 80-1078 (332 amino acids)
Cellular component (GO): Golgi membrane; endoplasmic reticulum membrane
Molecular function (GO): metal ion binding; ubiquitin protein ligase activity
Source: RefSeq, a predicted model, not a curated record
GGAAAGAGAGCCGGAAGUGACCGUCUUAGGUUUGUUGCUAACGCUAAUGGACCCGGAAAGGUAAAGCAACACUCCGAAGAUGGCCGGGGUGUUUGAGGUGGAGGUUGAUGGUGUAGAGCACGACCAUGGACUGGAACAUCACGAUGAGCCGAACCAGUUUGAUGUGUCCAAGCUUUCACCUGAAGAAAAGUGGAGGGUGGAGCAUGCAAGAAUGCAUGCCAUACACAAAGGUCAUGAGGCCAUGCACGCAGAGAUGGUACUCAUCCUCAUAGUCACCCUGGUUGUCGCCCAGCUAGUCCUUGUGCAAUGGAAACAGAGACAUUCAAAGUCAUACAAUCUGGUGACUCUGUUCCAGAUGUGGGUAGUUCCUCUCUACUUUACUACCAAACUCCACUGGUGGAGGUUCCUGACCACGUGGUUUAUCUUCUCUGUCAUCACGGCGUACAUUUCCUACCGUGCCACUCGCAAGCCGCUGGCCUGCACCACACCAAGGUUGGUGUAUAAGUGGUUCCUCCUUCUCUACAAGAUCAGCUAUGCCACAGGAAUAGUUGGCUACAGUGUCGUCAUGUUUACACUUUUUGGUAUUAACCUAAUAUUCAGGAUAAAGCCAGAGGACGCAAUGGACUUUGGCGUUUCACUGCUAUUCUACGGUCUGUACUACGGGGUCCUAGGAAGGGACUUUGCAGAAAUGUGUGCAGACUUCAUGGCUUCAACCGUUGGGUAUUACAGCGCAUCCGGCAUGCCAACCAAGCACCUCUCUGACAAUAUCUGUGCUGUGUGCGGUCAGCCCAUCCUUGUAGAUGUCAGUGAGGAGGGGAUUAUUGAGAACACGUACAGAUUAUCCUGCAACCAUGUGUUCCAUGAGUUCUGCAUAAGAGGAUGGUGUAUCGUCGGAAAGAAGCAGAUGUGCCCGUACUGCAAAGAGAAGGUGGAUCUGAAGAGGAUGUUUAGUAACCCGUGGGAGAGGCCACAUGUCAUGUAUGGACAACUUUUAGAUUGGCUUCGGUAUUUGGUGGCUUGGCAGCCUGUUAUUAUUGGAUUUGUGCAAGGUAUCAACUACGUGCUAGGUCUCGAGUGACCUGUGACGGGCGAAAAUGGACAUACACACCAUACGGAGAAGAUAUGCACUGGCUCAAAAGACUGAGGGCCUAACAUUUGAACUAAAACACCAAUAAAAAAGUGUCUAUACUUUUUUGUAUAUAUUUAUAGGCACAUAUUAUCUGUAUUUACGGUUUAUUUGAAUUUUAUUAGUCAUCUGAAUUUGGAUGUCAGUGUCAAUUUCCCAAGAUUUGCUUCACACGGCGUUACACCUUAAUAAUUGGUUUGUGCAUCUUACAGUGUAGUAAAGCAGUUCUCAGUCGUCAGAGAGGUGCUUUUUACUAAUUUAUGUCUUAAGUGUGUGUUAAUACCUUGUUAAAGGGUCAUGUAGAGUUUUUCAUCCUCAUCAUUAAUCAUUACCAAAUGGAAAUCCUAAGCAUAUGCAGCAUUAGUCAUUGUUUCCUACACAAACCCAGUAUCCACAGGCUUCCUCCAGAGACAUUUUGCGACCGUGUCUCCUCAUGUAAUCACUCAUAUGGCCCUUUGACCUGCUGGCCACAGAUUCUAUUCUUCAGACUGUAGUGACACGGGUGAGAGUUUCCUAAGCACUGGCUGUCAUCCACCAUGUGAGCAGAGGCCUUGUCAUCAAGUGGGGAAAAAAAAAUAAUGCGCUCGUAGCACAUAAACAGAGGAUUCCUCAUACAGAGCUUGCUAAGCUGGAACUUCUUGUUACUGGAUUUUAAAAUGUCCCCGUUGUAUUCAUGGACACUCAUUCUUAUCAACUUGGCAAAACAGUCUUUGCUUUGACCCUUUGUGCAAUAUCGUACUUUAUUGAGUUUGUGUGAUUUCAGUAGGAACAAUGUCACUGUCUACCAAACAAAGUCACACACAGUAGUUAUAUUAAAGGGUCUGUUCACUUAAAUUACAGAAAGUUCUCACUUAGCUGGACGUGUAUCUGUCCAUGUAGAUAGUUUUGGUUGAACUCUGUCAGCUGUUUUCUUCAGAGCUACUUUCUUACCCCCCCACCACCCCCGUUUCUGUUUCA